Messenger RNA from Mandrillus leucophaeus (drill), 839 nucleotides. Its product is annotated as xaa-Pro dipeptidase-like. Bases 1 to 444 code for a protein of 147 amino acids. The transcript has 2 exons. Lineage: Eukaryota; Metazoa; Chordata; Mammalia; Primates; Cercopithecidae. The record is from RefSeq and is a predicted model, not a curated record. Gene Ontology annotation, molecular function: peptidase activity.
AUGGUCAAGAGAGCCCACGAGACUGGCGCCAGCCCUCACGUGCCCAUCUCUCCUGAUGAGGCCACGGUGAGCCCUGGAGCUGCUCAUUGGGCCCCUCAUCUCUGUUCCCCACAGGGCACGGAGCGUAUUGACGAGCCCGGCCUGCGGAGUCUGCGCACUGCACGGUACCUGCAGCCAGGCAUGGUGCUCACCGUGGAGCCGGGCAUCUACUUCAUCGACCACCUCCUGGACGAGGCCCUGGUGGACCCGGCCCGUGCCUGCUUCUUUAACCGCGAGGUCCUGCAGCGCUUUCGCGGUUUUGGUGGGGUCCGCAUCGAGGAGGACGUCGUGGUGACUGACAGCGGCAUGGAGCUGCUGACCUGCGUGCCCCGCACCGUGGAAGAGAUUGAAGCAUGCAUGGCAGGCUGUGACAAGGCCUUUUCCCCCUUCUCCGGCCCCAAGUAGAGCCAGCCAGAAAUCCCAGCACACCCGGGGACCUGGCCUUGCAACCUCUUUUCGCGAUGGGCAGCCUGCUGGUCAGCACUCCAGUAGCGAGAGACGGCACCCAGAAUCAGAUCCCAGCUUCGGCAUUUGAGCAGACCAAACAGCGCUGUUUCCUGGGGAGGAAACACUUUUUUAAUUACCCUUUUGCAAGCUCACACCUUUAAUCUGUUUUAUACCUUGCUUAUUAAAUGAGCGAUUUAAAAUGAUUGAAAACAAUGCUGUUCUUUAGUAGCAACUAAAAUGUGUCUUGCUGUCAUUUUGUAUUCCUUUUCCCAGGAAAGAAGCAUUUCUGAUACUUUCUCUCAAAAAUCAAUAUGCAGAAUGACAGUUGCAAUAAAAGAUUUCCUAAAAUGGUC